Ictalurus punctatus (channel catfish) is the source of this 1947-nucleotide messenger RNA. Its product is annotated as heat shock factor protein 5-like. Gene Ontology annotation, biological process: regulation of DNA-templated transcription. The record is from RefSeq and is a predicted model, not a curated record. Gene Ontology annotation, molecular function: sequence-specific DNA binding; DNA-binding transcription factor activity. The coding region runs from base 153 to 1040 and encodes 295 amino acids. The transcript is spliced from 6 exons. Lineage: Eukaryota; Metazoa; Chordata; Actinopteri; Siluriformes; Ictaluridae.
UUCUAAAUUUGUUUUGAUUCAAACCGGUCAGUGGUGAGGCCACUGUUGUCCAGAAAACCUGAGAAGACGCACACAGCCCAACCAGGAGAUCAAAUUGUCGUGGAAAUUAGCAAGGAAACACUCGCAGACCUCUGAAGUCCUCUGAAGUUGGUAUGGAAUUCGAUGAAACAACUUUUGUCACCUUCAUCAACCCCAACUACUUCCCUGGCAAGUUGUGGCGUUUGGUGAACGAUCCUCAGAUUCGCUCAAUCUGUUGGGACGCCAGCGGGGAAGGAAUACUCAUCCAUCAGCAACCCUUCGAAGCUGAAGUGCUAUUGUCCCAACCUAGGCAUUUGUCUGAGUACUUCAGAACGACUGACUUCAUCAGUUUCGUUCGCCAGCUGAACCUGUACGGCUUCAGAAAAAAAUGCACAGACCGUGACGUCUCAGACAAGCAACCCAACAUCUCAUCCAUUAAGGCCCAACUGCACCACUUUUACAACCCGUACUUCAAACGGGAUAAGCCUGAGCUUCUACUCAAACUAAAGCGACUCACGCGUCUCAACAGGGCCAAGCUCGCCGGGAUAGAGGUGACCAACAGGAAGCCAAAACAUUUCCAUGAUGUGAUGCUGAAUUCGCCACAGGAAACCUCUGCCUUAAUGAAAACAGGUUCAGUCUUGCUUGGACGUCAGGGCACUCCUUACCACCAUCCCUGUAAUGGCCCUCAGCAGGAGAAGAGGUUCAACACACCUCAUCACUCACAGCAUGGGUUUUACAUACCAGUGAAUCAGUGCCGUAGCCCAGACUUCUUGGAUUCAAAAGUGCCAAGCUUUCAACAACCAGCUGCUUCCUACUCUCCUUGUGGCUAUUACCCUGACUACUCAGUCGGAUACGCUCAUCUGAUUGAUCAGGAUCCAUACUGGAAAGCAGGUGAUAUUCCAGAGUCCAGGACGAGUGACAUGAAAGAGAAAGAGGAGCUGGACGAUAUUUUAAAUCUGGUGGAAGAAUUACAGGCUGAAGUUGAUGCCCGGAGGUUUCUGCAGCUAUCAGUCACCUAUUAAGACAGCUUGAUUGGGUGUUACGAAGCCGGUCUAGGUCAGGCCGCAACAUACAAUAAAUUUUUAUCGCACAAUCUUUUUUUAAAACUUAUAUUUCAACUAUAUUCUCAGCUCUUCUUAUUUCAUACUUCUUGUGCUUGUCCACUCUUUUCCAGUCUCUGGCUGUAUUUCAAUUUUGUCAGUCUGACUCCAUGAGUACAUGUUUGUACUUGCUGAUAAGUGCUACUAUGUACACAAGAUAAUUUGCAGUGCACUGGAAGCAGAGGGUACGGGCUCGCUCAUCCAGGCAGAAAUAAAAGAGAAGCCAGCCCUGCAGAUGUGAUAAUUGACUCUAGCUGCUGUGGUUAGAUGAGAGACAGAGAGUUAGAUGAGAGACAGAAGGCCAGAAGCAAUGCUGUGUGUUUCCAUUGUGAUCGUUGCUAUAAAAAUAAAAAAAAUAAAUAAAAACUCUCCCAAGGUGGAAAAAUAAUCUGCCAAACAAAAUGAAUAAAAAAGAUAGAGACUGAAUGCAGUCGAUACAAAAAAAAAAUCAUUUGUAAAAUAGACAUUUGAUUGAAUGACAGUUUAUAGUUUUUAUGUGUAUUUUAACCAUGGGGAAACCAUGACAACAUGAUGCUAAAUGGCACGACAGAGGUUGUCGGGGACAUUAAACAUCCAUCACGCCGAGCAGGAAAAAACUUUGCAGAUAAACUCAGGGCUCUACAGUGCGACCAUUUCACUCGUAUUUGUGACUGAAAAGUAUUUUAUGCGACUGUGAAUAAAUAUUUAUUUGCACCGGUGCGAGUGACCUGUUCAGACCUGUUAAUCGGAAUAAAAACUACAGGAAGUCCAAAAUACAUCUACACCGCGUUACUUUCACACUGCUUUUCAUCUCCUCAGUCAGCCGAACAAGUGUGGAAAUACUGCAAAG